AUGGCGACGUCGAAGACGCUUGAGGCUCGUUUCGAGCACCUUUCUAUGAAAGAUGAGAAGGAAUAUGGUCAAAAUGAGCGGGCCUAUGGCAAGCAAAAGGCCUCCGUCCCUUCCAACCAAACGAGCAACAACUCCAACCGAGCUCAGUUGCUGAAGCUGGCACUCCAAAACACCAAUGAAAAUAAGGCCAAUGCUAUGAACAUGCCCGCCUCGCCGGGCAGAGGCUCCCACGGCGCAUUGGUUACCCGAGCCACCGAUGAGAACGGCGAUCAGCGCACUUCGUCUUCGCUGUGCGAUCAGCCAUCUGCUCCCAAGGACUUGCACCUGGGCAUGUUCGAAAUCGGCAAACCUCUAGGAAAGGGUAAAUUUGGCCGUGUAUACCUGGCCAAAGAACGAUCAUCUGGCUUCGUCUGCGCACUCAAGGUGCUGCACAAGUCUGAACUCCAACAGGGUGGGGUCCAAAAGCAAGUGAGGCGUGAGAUUGAGAUUCAGAGUAACUUGCGACACCCUAAUGUCUUAAGACUGUACGGUCACUUCCAUGAUAGCAAACGGAUCUUUUUGAUCCUCGAGUUUGCUGGCCGUGGUGAGCUGUACAAACACCUUCGCAAGGAGCACAGGUUCCCGGAGUGGAAGGCCGCUCAAUACAUCGCACAGAUGGCUGCUGCAUUGAAAUACCUGCACAAAAAGCACGUGAUGCACCGUGACAUCAAGCCCGAGAAUAUUUUGGUCGGCAUUCACGGAGAGAUCAAGAUCAGUGAUUUUGGUUGGAGCGUCCAUGCACCCAACAACCGCCGCCAGACCAUGUGCGGAACUCUCGACUACCUACCCCCUGAGAUGCUCAACCCGGGCUCUCAAGCCAACUAUUACAGUGAGAAGGUUGACUUGUGGAGCUUGGGCGUGUUGGCCUAUGAAUUUUUGGUCGGUGAGGCACCAUUCGAGGAUACCCCAGUCAUGACCCAACGCAGGAUUACCCGGGCAGAUAUGUCCGUGCCAUCCUUCGUGAGCCCCGAGGCAAAGGAUCUUAUUAAGAGGCUUCUUGUUCUCGACCCUGCGAAGCGUAUCCCGCUUGAGGAGAUAUCACGACACCCAUGGAUCGUCAAGCAUUGUGUGAAAGACGACAGAAGUGUGAAGCGGAGCUCAGGCUCCUCUAAAGAUGGCAAAGCAUGA
Messenger RNA from Penicillium olsonii, 1167 nucleotides. The record is from the annotation of a GenBank genome assembly. Lineage: Eukaryota; Fungi; Ascomycota; Eurotiomycetes; Eurotiales; Aspergillaceae.